Molecule: messenger RNA, 1116 nt
Organism: Blastomyces dermatitidis ER-3
Lineage: Eukaryota; Fungi; Ascomycota; Eurotiomycetes; Onygenales; Ajellomycetaceae
Product: threonine aldolase
Exons: 1
Coding region: 1-1116 (371 amino acids)
Biological process (GO): L-threonine catabolic process; glycine biosynthetic process
Cellular component (GO): cytosol
Molecular function (GO): L-allo-threonine aldolase activity
Source: RefSeq, a predicted model, not a curated record
AUGUCGAAUCCUAAGGUAUCCAGAGCCGCCAAUGACUUCCGCAGCGAUACAUUCAGUACACCAACUCCAGCCAUGCUGCAAGCUAUGAUGAAUGCUACAUUCGGCGACGACGUAUACCAAGAAGACAGUACGACGACGGAGUUCGAAAAUGAAAUCGCAAGAUUAACCGGAAUGGAGGCUGCCCUGUUCACGCUCUCCGGCACCAUGGGCAAUCAAAUCGGGGUUCGAGUCCAUCUGGAAAAACCCCCGCACUCCAUUCUCUGCGAUUACCGAGCGCAUGUCUAUGCUGAGGAGGGAUCCGGCUUAGCAAUCCUGUCACAGGCCAUGGUGACGCCAGUCCAUCCGGCAAACGGCAUCUAUAUGACCCUUUCCGACGUGAAACGGUGGGUGACAUUGGGUGACGACGUGCACACCGCACCCACCAAAGUCAUCAGUCUAGAAAUUACCAUUGGCGGCGUGCUUACGCCGAUGGAGGAGAUUAGGAAGAUUUCCGAGUUCGCACGCGCCAAUGGGAUCAAGGUCCAUUGUGACGGGGCUCGGUUGUGGAAUGCCUCGGUGGCGACUGGUCACUCUCUGGCCGAUUAUUGCCAGUACUUUGACAGUGUUUCCAUGUGUGUUUCUAAGGGGCUUGGGGCACCCAUCGGUGGGGUCCUGGCCAGCACCAAGGCGAAUAUCAAACAUGCGAGAUGGCUACGGAAGCAGCAGGGCGGGGGGAUUCGACAGGCUGGUAUCUUGACGGCUGCGGCGCUCGUGGCCUUGAAUGAAGUCUGGCCCACGAUGAAGGAAACGCACGAGAAGACUAAGAAAUUGGCGAAGGAUCUGGAGACGCUGGGUGUCGUGCCUCAGAUUCCGGUUGAUACCAAUUUUUACUUUAUCGAUGCGGGGAAAUCGAAGAUUGACAUGGGAGUAUUGCUGGAGCAGUGUCAGAAGUUCAAUGUCAAGUUGAUGGAUGAGCGGAUUUCUAUGCACCAUCAAAUAAGCGAUGAGGCCAUCGAAAAUCUGAAAGCUGCCAUUGCAGCAGCGGUGGAAAUUACGAAGACCCUGCCUCCUGAUUACGUGUCUACAGCUCAAACGGGGGUUUAUGCGAUCACCUCGAAAAUGAACGAGUACAACUGA